This is a messenger RNA of Ictidomys tridecemlineatus (thirteen-lined ground squirrel), 3556 nucleotides long. RefSeq names its product AGBL carboxypeptidase 5 (gene Agbl5). NCBI's taxonomy places the organism in Eukaryota, Metazoa, Chordata, Mammalia, Rodentia, Sciuridae. Gene Ontology annotation, biological process: protein deglutamylation; proteolysis. Gene Ontology annotation, molecular function: zinc ion binding; metallocarboxypeptidase activity. The record is from RefSeq and is a predicted model, not a curated record.
CCCCGCCCCCGGCCUGGCCGGGACAGGCGACCCCGCCCCUGCCUGCCCAGCUGCCGGGUGGCCGUCCUCAGCCUCCUGCCCUCUGUAGCCUCACCUCUGACCCCUAGGCCGUGCCUUCCCACCCCCUCCAGUGUGUCUGUCUCAACCCUUCCAGUUUCUCCAAAUAGGGCAAGCCCGACAGUGUGAGGGACCUCCAGAGUUCGGGGGUCGCGAAGCCGCCCCUUGCCCCCAGGCGGGACUCUACCAGCCCAGCUUUUUUAGCAGUGUUUAGGACACCCGUUACUGACCCACAACUACCAGGGUAGCUUUUGCAGGGGUUCCAGUGUCUACAGGGCAAGAAAUGGAAACAGACCCGUGCCUUAACUGGAGCUGAGCUGAGGGCUCUAGCUCUCAGGGCCAGAGUGGGGCAAGAGGAUGCUUUCCCAGCCCCACCAUGGAGCUGCGCUGUGGGGGAUUGCUGUUCAGUUCUCGCUUUGAUUCAGGGAACCUAGCCCAUGUGGAAAAGGUGGAAUCUGUGUCUAGUGAUGGGGAAGGAGUAGGAGUAGGAGGAGGGGCAUCGGCCCCCACUGUUAGCAUUGCUUCUUCCCCUGACUACGAGUUCAACGUGUGGACCCGACCAGACUGUGCAGAAACCGAAUUUGAGAACGGGAACAGGUCAUGGUUUUACUUCAGUGUCCGGGGAGGAACUCCAGGGAAACUCAUCAAGAUCAACAUUAUGAACAUGAACAAGCAAAGCAAACUUUAUUCCCAGGGUAUGGCCCCCUUUGUGCGCACACUGCCCUACCGGCCACGCUGGGAACGCAUUCGAGACCGGCCCACCUUUGAAAUGACAGAGACGCAGUUUGUGUUAUCCUUUGUUCAUCGUUUUGUGGAGGGCCGUGGGGCCACCACCUUCUUCGCCUUCUGCUACCCUUUCUCCUACAGUGACUGCCAGGAUUUGCUAAACCAAUUAGACCAGCGCUUUCUGGAGAACCACCCUACCCAUAACAGCCCCCUGGAUACCAUCUAUUACCACCGGGAGCUCCUUUGCUAUUCUCUGGAUGGACUUCGUGUGGAUCUGUUAACAAUCACUUCCUGCCAUGGGCUUCGAGAAGAUCGAGAGCCCCGACUAGAGCUGCUGUUUCCUGAUACCAGCACCCCCCGACCAUUCCGUUUUACAGGCAAGAGGAUCUUCUUCUUAAGCAGCAGAGUACACCCUGGGGAGACUCCAUCUAGCUUUGUCUUCAAUGGCUUUCUGGACUUCAUCCUUCGACCCGAUGACCCCCGGGCCCAAACCCUACGCCGCCUUUUUGUAUUUAAGCUGAUUCCCAUGUUGAAUCCUGAUGGUGUGGUCCGGGGCCACUACCGCACUGAUUCACGGGGAGUGAAUCUGAACCGUCAGUACCUGAAACCUGAUGCUGUCCUGCACCCGGCCAUUUUUGGGGCUAAAGCUGUGCUUCUUUACCACCAUGUGCACUCUCGUCUGAACUCCCAGAGUCCCUCUGAACACGAGCCCAGUCCCCGCCUCCCUUGUGAUGCUCCUCUUUCUGAUCUUGAGAAAGCCAACAAUCUCCACAAUGAAAGUCGCCUUGGACAGUUAUCUGACAGUGAUAACCCUGAGACCUGGACCCAGGCAGAGCCAGUGGAACAGAAGGCCAACAGUGAGUGGAUUAUGCCAGAACAGUCUACUGAACUUGAGGCACCAGCCCCUGACACAAUUCCCCCCAAAGAGAGUGGUGUUGCUUACUAUGUGGACCUGCACGGACAUGCUUCCAAAAGGGGCUGCUUCAUGUACGGAAACAGCUUUAGUGAUGAGAGCACCCAGGUGGAAAACAUGCUAUAUCCAAAGCUCAUCUCCUUGAAUUCAGCCCACUUUGACUUCCAGGGCUGCAAUUUCUCAGAGAAAAAUAUGUACGCUCGAGACCGUAGAGAUGGCCAAUCCAAAGAGGGAAGCGGUCGUGUUGCAAUCUACAAAGCCUCAGGGAUAAUCCACAGCUACACACUUGAAUGCAACUACAACACUGGACGCUCAGUAAACAGCAUCCCUGCUGCCUGCCACGACAAUGGGCGUGCCAGCCCUCCUCCCCCGCCAGCUUUCCCUUCCAGAUACACUGUGGAACUAUUUGAGCAGGUGGGACGAGCUAUGGCCAUUGCAGCUCUGGACAUGGCAGAAUGUAAUCCAUGGCCACGAAUUGUGCUGUCAGAGCACAGCAGCCUCACUAAUCUACGGGCCUGGAUGCUAAAGCAUGUACGAAACACCCGAGGCCUCAGCAGCACUGUGAACAUGGGCAUCAGCAAGAAGAGAGGCUCUCGAACUCCACCCAAAAGUAACAAUGUAUUGCCCAUUUCCUGCUCUGAAAACACCUUGAGCCGGGCACGAAGUUUUAGCACUGGCACAAGUGCUGGUGGUAGCAGCAGCAGCCAACAGAAUUCUCCACAGAUGAAGAACUCCCCCAGCUUUCCUUUUCAUGGCAGUCGGCCUGCAGGGCUGCCAGGCCUGGGCUCUAGCACCCAAAAGGUCAACCACCGGGUGCUGGGUCCUGUCAGAGAGCCCCGAAGCCAGGACAGGAGACGGAGGCAACAGCCACUGAACCAUCGACCUCCUGCAAGCAGCCUGGCCCCAUCCCCAACUCCUGCUAGUACUGGCCCAGCCUCCUCACGCAACCUGGGCUCCUGCCUCCUGCCCAAUUCACUCAGUCUAUCAGGGAGUAGCUGCUCACUCUUAUCUUCAGGGGACAAGCCAGAGGCUGUCAUGGUGAUUGGGAAAGGUCUGCUAGGGGCUGGCGCUCGGAUCCCCUGCAUCAGGACUCGAUUGCAGACUCUUAUGCAUGGAAACUCAAGAGGCAAACCUAGAAGCAGAAAAGCUCAUGGAAGAACCCAGCCUCUUAGCCUAAUCCUGUCUACACAGGCUAGGCCCAGGUUGGGCCGGGGCUCACCGCCGACUUGCAGAGGGGUAAGAGGCUCUUCAGGCCCCACAUCCCCUAUCUCCAGGACCAGAGAAAGCAGUGAGCCAGAGGCGGGACCCGGUCCUGCUAUACCAGGGAUGCCUCAGGCCGGCCCCCCACGGCCCCGCUCUGCCCCUGCCUUUUCUCCUAUUUCCUGUACUCUAUCUGAUGUCCCAUCCCGGAUUUGUUACAGCAGGGGGCCCUUGGGCCAGCCUGAGGUUUGUUUUGUACCUAAAUCUCCCCCACUCACCGUUUCUCCCCGGGUUUGAUAAUGCCUUUACUUCCAUGCCCAGGAUAGGGUCCCAAAGUUGGGGAACACAGUGAGAAAUAUGAUAGUCCCCUCCUUGGGCUGCAGAUUCCAUGUUACAACAUAACUCUUUGGAAUGCCAGCCACUAUCUGAGGCCUUGCAGAGCAUUACCUUGAGAUGGGACAAAACAGGGACCUGUACCCCUUCCCUCCCUCCACAGCACAAGAUUUUGGGACCACAAAAAAAUAUAUAUCUAUAUUUUUGUAUUGGGGGGAGGGGAGGGAGUAGAAAAGCAGCCCCUAUACUGGGCCCUAUUCAGUGGCAGCUUCUUGUUCCAUAGGGUUAAGGAAGACUUUGAGGAAAUAAAAGUUGUUUGGAAAAAUC